Molecule: messenger RNA, 1091 nt
Organism: Salarias fasciatus (jewelled blenny)
Lineage: Eukaryota; Metazoa; Chordata; Actinopteri; Blenniiformes; Blenniidae
Gene: tmem255b
Product: transmembrane protein 255B
Exons: 9
Coding region: 1-1083 (360 amino acids)
Source: RefSeq, a predicted model, not a curated record
AUGCAGCAGCCAGAGAGCCAGCAGCCCACCCUGCAGCCCACCCAGCAGACCGCCACGGAGAUCGUGGACGCUUCUGUCCAGUACCAGCGGCGGAGGAAAACGGCUCUGUGGGUGACUGUGUCUCUGCUGGCACUGGCUCUCCUGGUGUUCGCCAUCGGUCUGAUCUCGGCCACUCGCACUGACAACGUGCCCGUAGCUGGAUAUUAUCCCGGCAUCACUCUGAGUUUUGGGGCAUUUCUGGGCAUUGUCGGCAUCCACCUGGUGGAAAACCGAAGGCCCAUGCUUGUGGCUUCAAUCAUCGUCAUCAGUAUCGGAGUUGCAGCGUCUUUCUUCUGCGCCAUCGCGGACGGGAUCAUCGCUUCAGAGUUCAUCGACAUAAGGCCCUUAGAGGAGGACAUGUGUGAUUUCUAUGCCAGUGGAUCGGGCUACGCAUACGACAGCUACUACACCGAGGUGACAUGCCGCACGUUUGAUAAGGCCUGCAAGCUGAAACUGAGGAGCAACACGUGCUACUGCUGCUACCUGUACAACUGUGAGAGCAUCGACUACCACACGCAGUACUACGAGUUCACCGGGGUCAGCAGCUGCUGGGACGUGAUCCACCUGCACCGCCUGCUGUGGACCUGCGUGGCGCUCAACGUCGUCAACCUCUUCCUCGGCAUCAUCGCCGCCGCCAUCCUCGGGGCGUACAAGGACCUGCAGAAGCCCACUCCUCAGACGGCAACCAGCCCAACUCCUCCUCCACACAUCGUGUACAACCCCAGCACCCAGCACAUGAUCACCUACGCCGGCUUCUGCCCCUCCGGACAGGCUCUGCCCACUUACCCCAACUAUCCCAUGGCCAUGCAGCAUAACAGCAACUACCAGGCACCUGCUACUCCCCAGAUGCUCCCCGAGGGCGGCCCUGCUCCCGCCUCCUGCCCGUCUGACGAGAGCCAGACCCAGCACCCGUCCCAGGGUCCCACCCAGCCGCAGCCCCAGGGAACCGCCCAGGACCCGGGGGGAUACAUGCUGGGUCCCAACGCUCCCUCCCUCUACGGACCCUACAGCCCCUUCGAGAAGCCUCCGCCCUACGCCUGCUGAACGCACAC